GACUGUCCACAAGACCGCCGUUGCCGUUUGAGCUGGGGCAAAACGCGAAGAGACUAGCCACGAUCCAAUUUCUGGGUCAUAAAACGAGUACCCGCCAACCGGGGGCCCCUAUCAUUAUCCUUGCCCAGAACCCAAUACACAGGCCUUAGAGACCCAGUUACGUGUUGAGAAGCCCAUCGACAUCCUCCAAUUCUGUUCCAACUACUUCGCGCAACGACUCGCUGCUGAACGCAUACUCCAUACAUCAAGGCCAGUAUCCGUCUCCAAGCCUCGCAACAUGUCAGCCUUCUCUAGCCCCUUCGCGGCCAACUCGAACCCAUUUGGAGGUGAUGGGAAGAAGAACGAGAGUUCUGGCGCAGGUCUUCUCAAUGUAGUCGAGGAGGACGAAAACGACAAUAUUACUUCGCCGACUACCCCGUCGUUUGUUUUUUCAAAUCCGUCGGCAAGCCCCUUCCACGGGCCCUUUGGAGGAGGCGAUGGCCCGACAGAUGGACCGCCUUCGUCGCUACGAAGCCCACCAAACGCGGACCUAUAUCCGCCCCAGUACAAUUUUGGCCGACGUACCUCUGUCUCUGCCGAGUCCCUCAAGCCUACCGCCGAUGCCAACGACAACUGGUCACCCCCAUAUAUACCCAAGACACAAGACCAGGUGGACCGACUGAGGACGGCCAUUGAAGGAAACUUCUUGUUCAGUCACCUAGACGACGAACAGAGUUCCCAGAUUCUUGGCGCUCUGGCUGAGAAAUCCAUCCCCGCUAAGGAUAUCAAGGUUAUUACUCAAGGUGACUCAGGUGACUAUUUCUAUGUAGUAGAAAAGGGCACUUUUGAUGUUUAUAUCCAUGAAAAUGGCGCCCCGGGGCCUGAUGGGCUAGGCAAGCUGGUUUCCACAAUCAAAUCUGGUGGCUCAUUUGGAGAGUUGGCCCUGAUGUACAACGCACCUCGUGCCGCCACUGUCAUCUCCGCGGAGCCUGGCUGUACUCUAUGGGCUCUUGAUCGUGUGACGUUCCGCCGCAUCCUACUCGAGUCUACAUUUGCACGCAGAAGGAUGUACGAGAACUUCCUUGAAGAGGUGCCCCUCCUCCAUACAUUGACGCCAUAUGAACGCUCCAAGAUUGCCGACGCCCUCGAGACGAAGAAGUUCCCGCCUGGACACACCAUCAUCAAGCAAGGUGACGCCGGUACAGCGUUCUUCCUGCUGGAGGAUGGACAAUGUGACGCGUAUCUAGAGAAAGAUGGUCAGCCACAGCAGCUUGUGAAGCACUACAACAAGGGCGAUUUCUUCGGUGAGCUGGCAUUGCUUAAUGACGCGCCACGAGCUGCAAGCGUCGUGAGUGCUACCAAUGUCAAGGUAGCAACCCUCGGCAAGAGCGCAUUUGCAAGACUACUAGGACCUGUCGAAGGAAUCAUGAGGAGAACCGAGUACGUGAAGUCGGGCGUUGAGGAUGUCGACCCCCUACACUCCUGAAUUGGUCGGGAGGCAGAGGGACAGCGAGACAGGAGAUACAGGGGACAGUGAUAUCCUUAAACCGAGCAUGGAAUGAUGAGUACGGCGCCUACAUAUCAUCGACUUUGAGAUAAGUCUUGUUUUGGAGAGGAAGCUCAGCUUAUGAGCUUGGUCAAGAAUGGCGUUAAAUGGACAACCUUCGUUUUUAAAGCACAAACCCACGUUGUGUAGAUUCCCCCCUAUUUGAUAUUAUGGAAGUUGUGUUGAGAGAGUUGAUGGCUGAGAUGUCCAGAUGUGUCGUUUGUGUCCAACUCCUUUCCGAUCUAUGUAGUGCCUCGUUCAUCCUGAUCGCCAUGUUUCUUAGUGCUUAUCCAAGGAUAAAAUGAUAGGGAGCUCUAUACUGUUAGUUAAAUCCAGAAGUUUCUGCCCAGUCCCCGGCGUUAGAACAAUAAAAGCCCUAUUCGUUAUGGCUUAGAGAUAGAUUAGGAUUAUUCAUACACCCGUGGGCGACUC
Messenger RNA from Truncatella angustata, 1957 nucleotides. RefSeq names its product camp-dependent protein kinase regulatory subunit. Gene Ontology annotation, molecular function: cAMP-dependent protein kinase regulator activity. NCBI's taxonomy places the organism in Eukaryota, Fungi, Ascomycota, Sordariomycetes, Amphisphaeriales, Sporocadaceae. Bases 278 to 1465 code for a protein of 395 amino acids. The transcript has 3 exons. Gene Ontology annotation, cellular component: nucleus; cAMP-dependent protein kinase complex. Gene Ontology annotation, biological process: regulation of protein phosphorylation. The record is from RefSeq and is a predicted model, not a curated record.